This is a messenger RNA of Bradysia coprophila, 1389 nucleotides long. Its product is annotated as zinc finger CCCH domain-containing protein 15 homolog. Gene Ontology annotation, molecular function: metal ion binding; mRNA binding. Gene Ontology annotation, biological process: cytoplasmic translation. Gene Ontology annotation, cellular component: cytosol. The record is from RefSeq and is a predicted model, not a curated record. NCBI's taxonomy places the organism in Eukaryota, Metazoa, Arthropoda, Insecta, Diptera, Sciaridae.
GUCAUGUUGGCACGAGUGACUGCAUGCCACAUUUUUGACUUACAUUAUUUUUGCUUGUGAAUUCAUAAAAUUUGCUAGUUUAACUGCAUUUUUUGCACAAUUUUACCGAACGACCAAGUAAAAUGCCGCCGAAAAAAACGAAUUCCGGUGCCAGCAAAAAGGUUGAGCAAAAGAAAAAGGAAAAAGUCAUCGAGGAUAAGACUUUUGGCUUGAAGAACAAGAAGGGCGCCAAAACACAGAAAUUCAUUGCACAAGUGGAGAAACAAGUGAAAAGUGGUGGCCUGCAUCCGGUUACUAACGUCAAUGCAAAGAAGGAGGAAAAGGAGAAAAAACUGAAGGAGCAGAAAGAGUUGCUUGCCCUCUUCAGGCCCGUUCAAACUCAAAAAGUCGAGAAAGGCACCGAUCCGAAGUCGGUUGUCUGUGCAUUCUUCAAAGCCGGCCAAUGUGGAAAGGGUGACAAGUGUAAAUUCUCUCACGAUCUUACUGUCGAACGAAAGGUUGAGAAACGAUCGCUCUAUGUUGACAUGCGGGAUGAGGAUGGUGAUACGAUGGAGAAUUGGAAUGAUGAGAAAUUGCAGCAGGUCGUCAACACUAAACACGGAACGGAAAAGCGAAUGCCGACGACCGAUAUUAUUUGCAAAUUCUUCUUGGAAGCGGUUGAAAAGUCCAAAUAUGGUUGGUUCUGGGAGUGUCCGAAUGGCGAGAAAUGUAUUUACCGUCAUGCUCUGCCGCAGGGCUAUGUUCUUAAGCGAGACAAAAAGAAACUGGAGGACAAAGGCCCGGAAAUAUCACUUGUGGAUCUAAUUGAACGUGAACGAAAUGCUUUGGGGUCGACUGUGACCAAAGUCACUUUGGAAUCAUUCUUGUCGUGGAAGAAGAGGAAAAUCCAAGAGAAAAAGGACAGACUAGCCAAAGAGGAGGAUCAGAAGAAGAAAGACUACAAAUCUGGCAAACAAUUCGGUCUAUCUGGAAAGGAAAUGUUCAGUUUUAAUCCUGAUCUGGCUGACGACGGUCCAAUGGAAGAGGGCGAUGCCGUCUUUGAUAGCUACGAUAGGGAAGAAGAGGACGACGGUGCUUUCGAAUACAAGGAGUUGGACUUAUCAGACAUUGCAAUGGCAGCCCAGGAGGUCGAUGGUACUGGUACUGUUGCGCUCGAUGACCGUUUACAAGGGAACGCCGAAGUAGAACCAAUAGCUUCCAAUCAAGAAACUGAAGCUCCCAGUUUAGAUGCCGUUGACGCAACACCGUUCAACGAAAAUCUGUUCUUAGAUGAAGACUUGGACGGCCUGGACGACGAAUUGAAUGAACUAGAUUUAGAUGAUAAAUAACUUUAGUUCUUCAAUUUUACUAUUUGGUUUAUGAAAAAUAUAUUGAAAAUUUGAGCUGAGC